AUGUUCGGUAGUGGCUUGAUGUCGUGGCUGAGGCCCUCCGAGGCCGUGCCCGAAAGCAAAUGGAACCCCGAGACCCUGACGAUGGAGCAGCCUGCUAGCCCAUCCGGUCCCUCCAUGGAGCACAUUGUUACUGAGCAACCGCGCACUGGAGAGUCCAUGCAGCUGCAGAUCCGCGGUGGUGUUGUGCUGGUGUCUGCUGCUUUGAAUGCUGCGAAUGCUGCUGCGAUUGUUGCGGCGACGACGGGCCCGAUGGUCCUCCCCCUCCUCCCGGCCCGCCCGGACCUCCAUGAGUGAACAAUAGAUAGACUCGGAGAAGGUUGGUUCGCAUAGGAAUCGGGUCAUACGGUUAAGAGUUCCACCAAGGAGUUCUGUGUGACA
Aspergillus eucalypticola CBS 122712 is the source of this 378-nucleotide messenger RNA. RefSeq lists its product as uncharacterized. The record is from RefSeq and is a predicted model, not a curated record. The coding region runs from base 1 to 294 and encodes 97 amino acids. The transcript has 3 exons. NCBI's taxonomy places the organism in Eukaryota, Fungi, Ascomycota, Eurotiomycetes, Eurotiales, Aspergillaceae.